GAUUAAUAUCUAUGAUGAUCUCUAUUCAGUAUAUUCAAAAUGGCAAGCAAGAGUUCGUUUUAGUUUUGUGACUAAAGGAAGAGACUGUGUUGUAAAUAGUAACUAGUCACAAAUUGAAACUUUACCUAAAAAUGCCUCAAAUAGUGACUAGAGACUGCUUUCAGAAUUCCGCUAUCAACCUCGCAUCACGUUAAACAUAGUGACGAUUCAUACAUUUCGCUUUUACUCGUUCGGUGCGUAAUAUUACGUUUGAAUUUAGUUAUAUUUGCCAAAUAAACACUUUGGAAAAAAGAUUCAUACCGCCAUACUAAUAUUAUAAAUGUGACACUAUGUUUGUUACGCUUUCACGCCGAAACGACGUAACUAAUCAUGAAACUUUGUACACAAAAUUACGGCUGCUUUCGUAAACGCAAUAUGCAAAGCUUACAUGCCUUGCAUACUAUCCGUAAACGCCACUGCAAUAAUUUAGACAAAGUAUUGAAUUCAUAAAUGAAUGACAACCCUAUUUCAUGCGCAUGAGUUGUCAAAAUAUGCAUGACUUUUGUUUUACAUGCAUUGCAGUCAAAAGAAACGGCAAGAGUUGAAAUGGAUGUUUCGCCAAUGAAUGAUAAAAAGUGGACGCAUGAGCGUAAAAAAUUGCUCAUGUCAAUAAGACUUCGCCAUGAAAGUGACUUCACCGCCAAAAUAAAAAAAAAACGCAGCACAAUUUGGCAAACAAUUCGACGGGAAAUUCAAGAAGCGGACAAUACGUUUGCCCCUUCAGUGAAUGAGAUAACGCGCUGCUUCACCAAUAUGUUGGGGACGUAUAGAAGAAUAAAAAGAAGAAAUGGAACGUCCGGUGAGUCUGCCACAAAUUGGGACUUUUUUGAUGGGAUGGAUGAUGUUUAUGGUACACGUAGCAGUAUAUCUGUACCUGAUAACAUGCUCGAUUAUUCUUUGAAUCAACUAACUUAUGAUUUAUCAUCAAAUGAUACUCCAUCGCCUUCACCUUCUGCACCAUCAUCAGAGCACUACUUGGGUGAAGUUGGAACUGCCCAAAAACGGAAGAGAAAUGAAGUCAUUGAGUUCUUGGCCUCCGAAUCGGGAAAAACAAGCAAUAUUGUUAGAGGCACUGGUGGAGAGUGAGAAGGAAAAAGUAAACAUUGAAAAGCAAAAAGUGCAGGAACUAAGAUCCAUACGAAAUUUAUAUGAGAAAAUAUUAGAACGUAAUCUUAAUACCUAAUUUUUUAAUGACUUAAUUUAAGUUUGUUUUUUUUAAAUAUGCAAUGAAUUUUUAAGUUUAACAAAUGUACAAGCGUUUUGACAAUGAAUGUGAUUUUAAUUUUAAUAAAACUAAUCUUUCCAAAAAGCAAUAAUAAAUAGCUGUGUCUUAGUAAGGCUAAUGUUCGAUUGGGAGUGGGAGUGGCAGUGGAAUUUGGCAAGGGAAACGGAUAGCAAAAGGUGCUGCAGGGAAGGAGGGGAUUGAGGCGUCUUUGUAGCAGGUAAACGAACCGGGAUUACUAGUUUUAUAUCAAAUUCAUGUUUUAUUACUUAAAAAACAGUUAAUAUUUCAUUACUUAUGCAGAUAGUAAAGUGGCAUUGGCGUCCCGUUUAUUUUUGGCUUGUUCUCUCUGUCGACUUGUAGUUGGUAAUUGUGAUAAGCUAUUUUCGAUAUUAAAUGGUUCAAUUUGUUCUUUUUCACUUAUGACGCAGGGUUCAUCAGUCUCAUUUUCGAUAAUAAUAUUAUGAAGAAUUAUACAGGCCAUCGUGAUAGUUUUUGGUAAAUGUGCAUGUAGCACAUCAAUAUAUUUCAAAAUACGGAAUUUUUUUUUCAAUAUUCCAAAUGCCUGUUCUAUAUGAACUCUUGUUGAGCAUAAAAUUUUCUUAUAUUGAACUUCUUUAGGUGUUAAAAAACCAUUGUCUCUAUAAGGUACCAUUAGGAAGGUUUCCUGCGGAUAUGCGGAAUCGCCUAAUAAAUGGUAACCGGAACAAAUUUUUAAUUCUCCCUUGACUAUUGACUUUCUAAUAGGACUCAUUUUCUAUAUAGCAGCAUCGUGGCAUCGUCCGGGGCAGCCAAUAAACACAUCUAUGAACUUAAGAUGACUAUUCACAAUUGCCUAAACAAGUUCAAUUAAUUAUAAAUGAACAAUUUUUAAUAAAGCUUAACAUUCUUACUUGGACAACAAUUGAAACUUCCCCUUCCUAUUAUAAAAACUAAUACUGUCCUUAACUGGUUGUGAGAUGGAAAUGUGCGUACCAUCUAUACAACCUAUGACAUAUGGGAACGGAUGGCUGCGUUUAGCUGAAAAUUUGUCAAAUUUUUGUUUUUGUUCUGCAACAGUAUUUGGGAUUUUUAUGACAUCUUUUUUUUAAGCAACAAAUUGUUUUUAGGGUUCUAAUAAAUAGUUUAUAGCUGGUUCCCAUUGCCAUAUUGAAUCUGUUGCUGACAUCUCUAAAUGAUGUGUUGUUGCUAAGUUUCCAUAUAGUUGCGUACAGCGCUUUUUCCAACGAAACUUCAUUACGACCAGUGCACUUUGACACCCAGUAUGGUUUCAACAUGUUUAGAAGAAUCUAAACAUUACAGAUUUAAUAUACAUAUACAUAUGUGUGUAACUAAUUAUUUAGUUGAAAGUCACCUUAAAGGUUGAUUUUUCCAUUCGAAAAUGUGAACGAAAAACAUCAUUCUGCAUACCCGCAAUGCUCUUUGAAAAGUUUUUAAUUUUUAAAAUUCGUCCUUUAUUUUCACAUCGGUAAGCUGUUGGUUUUUUUAUAAAAUUUUUAGCAAUUGUUAAGCUAUUACUACUACUUGUAGUUUCUGCCAAGGUAAUCGCAUUUCCUAAUGUGCUCAAUAAUAAAUCAUCCAUUUUUGUAAACACAAAAAAUUUAUUUAUUAACACAACUAACUCUAACAGCUGUAGACAAUGCACAUGGGCAUUCAUAAACGCCAUAUAAAUACAUUGCAUAUUUUCGUAAAGCAGGGUUGCAAUGCAUAAAUGCAUGGCAUGGCAUGGGCAUCUGUUUUAAAAAUUCUUUGUAUAUUGCGUUUACGAAAGCAGCCUACAGCUGCGAACAUGAAAAUAUCAGUUCAUAACAUAAAAAAUAACAUAAUCUGACAAAUCAGUACAAUUUAUGUAACCAUCAAAAUGUUUUGAAAAUAACGUCAAAUUCCAACGUAAGCACGUCUUUCAAUGAAACAUUAAAAAGGCAGUGUUUGAGAAAUCAAAAUUUACUUUCACUUCAAACGUAAAAAUGCGAAUAUUUUUUAACAAAUAAAGUAAAAGUGAUUUUUAUUUGUGUAAUUACUACAAUUAAUUUUAAAACAAAUUUUGUUUUGUUUGCUUAAGAGGUCGUGGCAAGCACUAUACUAUUGAUCAAAGAAAAUUAAUUUUAAAUUAGGUGAAAGAAGAAAAUGUUUACACCGAUAUUCAAAAGCACUCGUCCUCUGCAAAAAUGAUUUCGAACGCUAUAAAUUUUUAAGAAAAGCCGGAAAACGCGGAAAAAACCCCUCUUGUAGACGACAGAAGUAUUAGUACAAUCAGCAAGUCGGACCCUUUUAAAUUGGCUAGGCGGAUAAAUUAGUGAUAGGACUGUAAGGAGUAUGAAAGACUAAGGAGUUUAGAAAGACACAAUUGUGAAAAAUAUAUCCGUUUAAAAUUGAAAGGUUUAAAAAAUGUAAAUUAUAUAAAAUAGGGGUUUUCGGGUUACCACCAACAAGAAGAUGAUCACUGUGGUAUUGUGUUCCUAUAUAAACAAUAGGGGUAUUCAGACCGAAACCUGUUAAUUUGGUAAUUCGUUAGUUGAUACUUCGUUAAAAGCUUAACUGUGAACAUACUUUUUGCUCUACCGCUGUAGAGCUGAUUCAAUAUUAUUAAAGAGUUAAAAUGCCUCAACAAAGUGCAAAAUCAAAAAUUGUCAGUCAUUUAAUUGAAAAUUAUGUGGAUCAGAUCAAAUUUAUUACUGGUAAGUACUUUAAAUUCAUGUACAGAGGAGCAUGGAACUAACUUUCAAAUUGGCACGAUUCCGAUUACUUUGGCGGAGGGGUAAAAAAAACCGAAUUUCCGUAUAAAUGGGGUAUGUGCG
Messenger RNA from Bactrocera tryoni, 4059 nucleotides. RefSeq lists its product as uncharacterized. Bases 535 to 1125 code for a protein of 196 amino acids. The transcript is spliced from 2 exons. Lineage: Eukaryota; Metazoa; Arthropoda; Insecta; Diptera; Tephritidae. The record is from RefSeq and is a predicted model, not a curated record.